This is a messenger RNA of Triplophysa rosa, 1856 nucleotides long. RefSeq names its product family with sequence similarity 83 member Fb (gene sack1fb). NCBI's taxonomy places the organism in Eukaryota, Metazoa, Chordata, Actinopteri, Cypriniformes, Nemacheilidae. The record is from RefSeq and is a predicted model, not a curated record. The transcript is spliced from 4 exons. The coding region runs from base 210 to 1685 and encodes 491 amino acids.
AUGAAGUCUUACGUUUCCACAAUUGUCGUGUUAAAAUAAUGCUGUUUGUAUCUCUUUAACCUGGAGAGAGAUCAAAUCUGAUGUCAUUCAUUCAGAAACGAACAGGAUCAGUCGACCACACCCCCCCGCGCGCGCGCGCGCGCUCACAGGUAAGCUGCACUGAGUUCAGGACAGGUAAGAGUUUCAGGGCAUAAAGUCAGACAGGAGUUAUGGCGGAGUCUCAGCUCGUGUGUAUGGAGGACGGGCUCAUGCCCGCCGAGGUGCCCGAAUCCAACCCGCAGUUCUACUACAGCGAGCGGCAGCGGGCGGCGAUCGAGAAGCUGCUGAGACACGGCGACGGAGCCUUUAAAACCCUCCUGAAGGAAGAGAAGAGCACAGACUUCCUGUCAGCGCGAGAACUCAAGACCAUCACUAGCACCUUCGUCAAAUGUCAUCACGCGGACGAAGAAGAGGAGAAUGAAGCCAAGCAGCGGGACUCGGAGUCUCUGCGCUCCACCUACUGGCCGCAGAUGUCGGACACGGAGGCGCCCGCGCUGGACAUCGGGUGGCCCUCAUCCGGGCUCUUUAAAGGAGUGACCCAGGUCACCGUACACACACACCCGCCGAAAGAGAACGGGCCGCACAUCAAAGAGGUCGUCCGGAAAUUAAUCCAGAAAUCCUAUAAGGUUGUCGCUAUAGUGAUGGACCUCCUGACUGACAUACAGAUUCUACAGGACCUGUUUGAGGCAUCCAAACGCGGUGUACCUGUCUACAUUGUGCUGGAUGUGCAGGGAGCUCCACACUUUCUCGACAUGUGUAACCGAAUGAAAGUUGGUGCCAAAGAACUGAAGAAUGUCAGAACUCGGACCGUGAUGGGUAUUGGUCUGAAUUUGUCCUUCGGUAAAAUCCCAGGCAAUGUUCACAGCAAGUACAUGCUGAUCGAUGGAGAUAAAGUCAUGUUUGGGACGUACAGUUUCUCCUGGAGUUGUUCUCGUAUGGAUAGAAACAUGAUCACUGUGAUGUCCGGGCAGGUGGUGGAUUUCUACGAUAAUGAUUUCCGUGAACUUUACGCCAUCUCAGACAAACUCGACCUCUUUAAAGAGUUUCACCUCGACAAACCUCAAACGGGGACGCUGGCACGAGCCGCGGUGGCCAAACGGCCCGUUACUGCCUACUCUCGCUUCCAGGUCAACCUCGGAGACACGGCACGCGGAGACGUACCGGCACACAAAUACCACAACCCCAAAUACCUGCUGGCGCUCGGACAGAUCCCGGGAUCCAGCACACCGCUACAGGAGUUCCUCAAUACCUUGGAGCUGCCCAAACCGGGUCAACAGGGCCCAGAAGAACAACUGGAAAACCCAACACCCGUUCCUGAAGCGGACGAGCCCGAACAACCCAAACAGACCAAUAAGAAGAAACGCUGGUGGCUGACUUUCAAAAAGAAGCAAAAGAUGAAAAAUGAAAGUGUUAUUGAAGAACUCAACACGGACGACACCACCAAACACACACACGUCACAGACGACACAACCAAACACACACACGCCACAGACGACACAACCAAACACUCACACGCCACAGACGACACAACCAAACACACACACGCCACAGAAGAACACACAAACACAAGCUCAAAGGCAAACAGAGAGACCAAUGACACGGUCAGAAAGAAGAGACGUUUCAACUUCUUGAAAAAAGCAAAAUAAGAUUGUGUUGAAGGACAUUCAUUCCUUUAUUGUGUGAAGCCGUGUGUCCUCUGGUCUGGAGAUGUUGUGUCACAGACUGAAGAGAUGGACGCUCACACCUCACAGUUCAGACCUCAGAAUAAAUCUGUAAAAUCAUUUGACGUUUUCUUUUAAUAAAAGAGCCCUGCUUCA